Penicillium cosmopolitanum is the source of this 945-nucleotide messenger RNA. RefSeq lists its product as uncharacterized. The record is from RefSeq and is a predicted model, not a curated record. NCBI's taxonomy places the organism in Eukaryota, Fungi, Ascomycota, Eurotiomycetes, Eurotiales, Aspergillaceae. The transcript has a single exon. Bases 1 to 945 code for a protein of 314 amino acids.
AUGACAUCAAUAUUCGAGCCUUUGCGGUUGAUUGGUGAGGAUAUCUACUUGCAUGAACCGUCAGGCAAUGACAGCUCUGGUGGACCAGGAACACUCGCGCCUGCCUUGGUGGUCUUGUGUACCUGGGCUGGGGGUGCGACCCCCCGCCGCAUCAACAAGUACCUCGCCCAGUAUCGCCAGCUUUAUCCAUCCUCGGCUCUUCUUUUAAUCACAACAAGCAUCCCCGAUACUGCUUUUCGGCCUUUCAGAUGGAUCCGACAUCGUCUCAAGCCCGCCCGCCGUGCCAUCCGCCAGGUCUUGGCGUCGGAGCUCCGGGGUACAGAUGACCGACCUGGCAUUUUAUUCCAUUUGUUCUCUCAUGGCGGAUCUAAUAUAGGGGUACAGCUAUCCCUCGCCAUGAGAGAAGAAGCUGAUCAUGGCAUUGCUUUUCUUUCUAGUCUUCGGGGUAUAAUUCUAGACUGCUCCCCUGGAGAUGACGCCUUUGAAAGAUCAUAUCGUGCUGCCCUUCUCUCUGUACCCCAGAACACAAUAGCUCAGUUCGUCAGUGGUACAUUAUUAUACCCCUCACUUUCUGUACUCAAUGGUUUACAGAAUGCUGGGUUCAUUCGCGCAGUGCGAGACCUACGUCUCGCAUUGAACGAUCCAAAUACGUUUGGCACAAAUGCCAAAAGGUUGUAUAUUUAUUCUAAAGAGGACGUUAUGGUGGGUUGGGAAGAUGUCCAAUCUCACUUUGAAGAGGCCAGCUCCCAGGGGUAUACGGCCGAUCAAGUUGUUUUCGAAUCUGGCUCGCAUUGCACGCUCAUGGUAGAAGAUGCAGAUCGAUAUUGGAAAGCUGUCCAGAGGUUCUGGGAGGGUGGGGACUUGUCUGCUUUGAGUUUCAACCCGGCCCCAUCGGGUGCUAUAUCCACCUCCAGAAACCAAUCUCACUCGCGCAGCCGACUCUAA